Agrilus planipennis (emerald ash borer) is the source of this 1589-nucleotide messenger RNA. RefSeq names its product neuronal membrane glycoprotein M6-a-like (gene M6). The coding region runs from base 202 to 1044 and encodes 280 amino acids. Gene Ontology annotation, biological process: neuron projection development. Lineage: Eukaryota; Metazoa; Arthropoda; Insecta; Coleoptera; Buprestidae. The record is from RefSeq and is a predicted model, not a curated record. The transcript has 7 exons. Gene Ontology annotation, cellular component: plasma membrane.
UAUUUCGAUGUUACUCGUUUAUAAUUAUCUUGCUCUUAUCAUUUUUUAUCGUUUGUUUACGCAAUGACUUACGGAAGUUACCGUUAGAGUUAUUAUAAUUCGGAACAUAAAAUUUGACGUCACUUAUGUUAGUAAUUAACAGUUGAUUAAUCAGGUAUAUUGUAAUUUAUUAUAAAGAGAAAAAAAUAACAAAUUUUUAUAAUGGUGAAUGCAAGAACACCCUUGCAAGAGACUUCAUUUAUCUCUAGAUCACAAGCAAGCAUAGGGCGUUACUCUGAAAUAUCCAUGCAAAGGAAGGCAACAGGUUGUGAUGCAUGUCUUACUCGUAUUCCCUAUGCCACCCUCAUUGCCACUAUUAUGUGCAUGUUGGGUGUGGUUGUCUUUUGUGGCACAAUGUACAGGGGUGCUACUCUUGCAGUUCUUAUGUUUGAACAAGUGUUUAAGAUGAGACUGUUUUGGAUUGAUGCAGUACAAAUGACCUUUGUAAUCACUGGAGCUUGUAUGGGUGCUUUAGGUUUAAUGAUUUUAACUGUUGGUUGUUUAGCAACUGGAGCUACAAGACAUAAAGUGUAUCGUGCUUGGAGAUCAAGGGUAGGAGGACGCAUAAGCUGUGCAGUGUUUAUGAUUAUAACAUAUAUACUAAAAAUAGCAUGGCUAUUAAUGUUCUGCUUUCUAAUUAUUGUUACUUUCAUUUUCACUGUUUUUUGGAAUAUGUGUGCCAAUCCUAAUGUUGAAACAUUAAGGGACUGUAUUGAUUUGACUCAAUUUUACUUUCUGUUUCCUUCAGGAACAAAACAGGAGCAUAUGAAAGUUUGUGAUUCUCAAAAUGUAAAGCUGUUUUGUAAAGAUUAUGUGGAAAAAGCAGAAAUAAUGUUCAUUUUGGCAAGUGUUGCCACUGUACUGGUAAUAUUAAGUUUGGUUCAUUACCUAAUGUGUUUGUCUGCCAACUAUGCACACAUUAGAGAUCAUGAGAAAUUCCAAGAACUACAAGACUUGCGUUAUUUAAAUGAUCAAGAUAUGAUUAGUAGCAAGGACAGGUUUUAGGAUACAGCCCAGGAAAUACACGUCUCCAAGAACUGAUGACAUCAUUUUCCUUACAAACAGAAAAAUUAUUCAUUUGGAUGAUGUGUUAGAGCUAUAUGUUAAGAAGUAAUUAUGGGAGGUGUGAAAAGUAGUUUAAGGACUAAUAUAUUUUACAAAUCAUGUGUAUUUCCUGGGGAGCACAACUCUAGCAAUAAUUUGUCAAAGUUUUGUUUAACAUAUAUGUACAAAAAGAAAAAAUGUAAUAACUUUUCUAAAUAAUCCGCAAAAAUAUUUGAAAAAGGCAAAAUAAGUGUAAUGAGACUUUUGUACUUGUUUUUGUCAGUCAUGGAAAAGUUAUUACCAAUUACUAAUAUUUUACAAAAAACAAUUCAUAUUUGUAGUAAGCAUACUAUUGUGAAUCUCUUCCGUCCAAGUAGCACUUGAGUAAGUAAAUGAAUGUUUUAUGUGUUUUAUAUACAUUCCAUGUAAAUAAUUAUAAUAGAAACCAUUAAAAGUAUUAUCUAGGAAUUUUGGCGACAUAAAAUGACAUUUUGAAUUAAUUUUUA